Molecule: messenger RNA, 3074 nt
Organism: Heterocephalus glaber (naked mole-rat)
Lineage: Eukaryota; Metazoa; Chordata; Mammalia; Rodentia; Bathyergidae
Source: RefSeq, a predicted model, not a curated record
ACCCGUGUCCCCUGGCCCACCUUGGGUGGGGCAGGACUCCGAGUCACCUGCACCAGUGAUGCCUUUAGGAUCGCCUACACCGAAUCCACGAGAUGUGUUACGGCUCGCGCCUUCCCCCACAAAUCAAGGCUUUGAUCGCAAGGCAGUUAAAUGUCUUUCAGCUGGAGGGAAAGGACGUGAAUGCUCCUGCUUGCACAGCAGGACGGGGCAGCUCCUCCUUAGAAGGAUCGUGAGGACUUUUCCAAUCCAAAAGAGACGCGGAGCAGGGGAGUUGGCCGCCCGCCCAGGAGCCCGGCUGGGGCAGACUGACCCCUAGCGGCUGCGCGGGCUCCCGGCACUGCCUGGACCCAAGAUGGCGGGGCUGGAGUUGCAGACAUUCCAAGUUCCACCCCAUUUCACCAGCCCCCAGGACCUGAGCAGUGGCCUGGCCAUUGCCCACGUGCUGAACCAGAUAGACCCCUCCUGGUUUAACGAAGCAUGGCUCCAGAGCAUCUCAGAGGAUCCAGGUCCCAACUGGAAGCUGAAGGUCAGCAAUCUGGAAAAGAUCUUACGGAGCCUGCUGGAGUACUCUCAGGAUGUCUUGGGGCAUCCAGUGUUGGAACCGCACCUCCCGGAUGUGAGCCUGCUUGGCCAGUUCUCAGACCCGUCGGAGCUGGGCAAGCUGCUACAGUUGGUGCUGGGAUGUGCAAUCAGUUGCGAGAAAAAGCAGGAGCACAUCCAGAGAAUCAUGACACUGGAGGAGUCAGUUCAACAUGUAGUGAUGGAAGCCAUCCAGGAGCUCAUGACCAAAGACACCCCUGACUCCCUGUCGCCAGAGACAUAUGGCAACUUUGACACGCAGUCCCGCAGGUACUACUUCCUGAGUGAGGAGGCCGAGGAGGGGGAUGAGCUCCAGCAGCACUGUCUGGACCUUGAGCGGCAGCUGGUACUCCUGUCCGAGGAGAAACAGAGCCUGGCACAAGAGAAUGCAGUGCUUCGUGAGCGAGUGGGCCGGCCAGAGGCUGAGGGUACCCCAGGUCUCACAGCCAAAAAACUGCUGUUGCUCCAGUCCCAGCUGGAACAGCUACAAGAGGAGAACUUCAGGCUGGAGAGCAGCCGGGAGGAUGAAAGGCUUCGGUGCACAGAGCUGGAGCGAGAGAUCACCGAGCUGCAGCAGCGGAACCAGGCGCUGACCAGCCUGGCCCAGGAGGCGCAGGCACUGAAGGAUGAGAUAGAUGAGCUUCGGCAAUCCUCGGAGCGCGCAGGGCAGCUGGAAGCCACCCUGGACAGCUGCCGUCGCCGUCUGGGCGAGCUGCAGGAGCUGCGGCGACAGGUGCGGCAGCUGGAGGAGCGCAAUGCGGGCCACGCGGAGCGCACGAGGCAGCUGGAGGACGAGCUACGCAGGGCCGGCUUGCUGCGUGCCCAGCUGGAGGCACAACGGAGGCAGGUUCAGGAACUGCAGGGCCAACGACGAGAGGAAGCCAUGAAGGCUGAGAAGUGGUUAUUUGAGUACCGCAACCUGGAAGAAAAGUACGAACUGGUGACAAAGGAGAAAGAGCGGCUGCAGGCUGAGCGGGACUCCCUGCGAGAGGCCAACGAGGAGCUACGCUGCACCCAGCUGCAGCCGCGGGGGUUGACUCAGGCUGACCCCUCGCUGGACCCCACCCUGUCGGGCCUGGAGAAUUUGGCAGCGGAGAUCCUGCCUGCAGAGCUCAGGGAAACGCUCCUGCGGCUCCAGCUGGAGAACAAGCGGCUGUGCCAGCAGGAGGCGGCGGACCGCGAGAGGCAGGCGGAGCUGCAGCGCCAUCUGGAGGAGGCUAACCGUGCGCGUCACGCGCUGGAGACACAGCGGAGGCUGAACCAGCAGCAGCUGUCGGAGCUGCGGGCCCAGGUGGAGGACUUGCAGAAGGCCCUGCAGGAGCAGAGCGGCAGGAGCGAGGACGCCAUCCCCGCCCUACUGAAGAGGAAGCUGGAGGAACAUCUGCAAAAAUUGCAUGAGGCAGACCUGGAGCUGCAGCGAAAGCGAGAGUACAUUGAGGAGCUGGAGCCCCCCACAGAUAGCAACACAGCCCGGCGCAUUGAAGAGCUGCAAGAGAGCCUGCAGAAGAAGGAUGCAGACCUUUGGGCCAUGGAGGAGCGGUACCGCCGCUACGUUGACAAGGCGCGCACAGUUAUACAGAUCCUGGAGCCCAAGCAGCGGCCACCUACAGGGGUGCCCCCAGAACUCCACACCCUGAGGACAAAGCUCCAGGAGCAGGACAUCCGAAUCCAGCACCUGGAGAUGGACUUUGAGACGAGCCGCAAUCAGCGGGAACAGGAGGAAAAACUGCUCAUCAGUGCUUGGUAUAAUAUGGGCAUGGCCCUGCAGCAGCGAGCUGGCGAAGAACGGGCACCUGCGCAUGCCCAGUCUUUCCUGGCACAGCAGCGGCUGGCCACAAACGCUCGCCGAGGACCCCUGGGCCGCCUGGCACCUCUGAGGCUUCGCCCCACUGACAAGCACUGACCACUUCGGGACCAAUGGCCUCCUCACCCGCCAGAAUUUAAUCCACCCUUGAAUGGCACCCAGCAUCAGGCCUUGGCCAACUGGGUGACAGGAUUGAACUGUGUAUUAUCUCUGCCCUUUGCUCCCCCAGAUUGGGGGUCAAGGAAGGGCAGGUAGCAGGGAUAGACUUUUGUUGUUUUAGCGAUGUGAUUCUUUUUUUUUUUGGUACCAUGGAUCGAACUCAGGAUCUUGUGCUUUCAAAGUAGGCACAAUGCCACUGAACUAAAUCCCCAGCUCUUUAGCAAUGUGAUUCUUAUCCUUGAUUCUGUCCCUGGAGACAUAGUAAUGUCCUAUCUGGGAAGAGCCUGAUUUUAUAUUUGAGAAAAUGAAUAAUAAAGAUUUUAAAUCUACCCUGGCUGGACACUCACCAAGAUGAGGGAGAGAAGAUGGAGCAGGGAUUCAGACUAUUGCUUUUGGACCAGGAAUUUAGCUCAGUGGUUCCACUGCCUGCUUCACAAGUGCAAGGUCCCGAGUUUAAUCCCCAGUACCAACAACAACAACAACAACAAACAAACAAAAAAACCCCAAAUACAGACAGUAUCUUUAUAUAUUC